Vicia villosa (hairy vetch) is the source of this 1499-nucleotide messenger RNA. RefSeq lists its product as uncharacterized. The coding region runs from base 203 to 1174 and encodes 323 amino acids. The record is from RefSeq and is a predicted model, not a curated record. Gene Ontology annotation, molecular function: zinc ion binding. The transcript has 7 exons. Lineage: Eukaryota; Viridiplantae; Streptophyta; Magnoliopsida; Fabales; Fabaceae.
AACAUACAAUAACAAAAUCUUGAAAAACUAUUCGCAGUUCAGAGGUCAAUAGAAAGAUAGCGAGAAGGAAGAAGAAGAACACUGAGAUUCUUCUUCUCUUUCUCUAAUCUAACCCAACAACCACUAUGAACUCAAUUUCAUUCUUUUCCCAAUCUUGAUUCAAUUGACAUUUCUACCCUCACUUCAAUUCUUCACACUUUCAAUGGCUGAUCACUCCGACUCCUCUCCUCUUGUCCCUCCUAUCCCCCUCUCCGACCCUUCCUCGAUCGACCUCGAAGCUGGUCCCUCCGAGCAAAUUCAGUGCCGGAUUUGUCUCGAAACCGAUGGUAGGGAUUUCAUAGCUCCUUGUAUGUGCAAAGGUACUUCAAAAUAUGUUCAUCGAGAGUGUUUGGAUCAUUGGCGCUCCGUCAAGGAAGGGUUUGCUUUUGCUCACUGCACUACGUGCAAGGCUCCAUAUCAUUUGCGUGUUCAUGUUGCUGCUGAUAGGAAGUGGAGAACCUUGAAAUUUCGCUUUUUCGUCACCAGAGAUAUCUUGUCUAUUUUUCUGGCUGUACAGCUUAUUAUUACCUCACUCGCAUAUUUGGUUUAUCUAAUUGAUGGUUAUCAGCAAAGUUGGCUUCGUAUUCUCUGGGGUUUUGAAAGUCAACUGAGCUUCUACUACUUAUGUGGAGCUCUAUUGUUUUUUGCAUUGCUUGGCCUUUCUGGGUGCUUCAUUACUUGUUAUGAUCGACGAGUUCGCAAUGAUUUGGCUCAACCUUGUAGAGAAUUAUGUCUUUGUUGCUGUCAACCUGGAGUUUGUGCUGACUGUCAUUUGCCAGGCACUCUUUGUAUGUGGACUGAUUGCACUGCAUGCUUUGAGAGUUGUGGAACCAUGGCAACAGAAUGUGGUGGUUGUUUGGGAGGUGCUGGGGAAGCAGGGCUACCAUUAUUAUUCAUAAUGGCUUUGGUUGUUCUGGGACUUUUUACAGUAAUUGGGAUAUUUUACAGUGUAUUGGUGGCAACUAUGGUAGGCCAACGGAUAUGGCAACGCCACUAUCACAUACUUGCAAAGAGGAUGUUAACAAAGGAGUACGUGGUUGAAGACGUUGAUGGAGAGAUGACAGGGUCUGAUUGGUCUCCCCCAUCCCUCCCACCCGAGCAUAUUCAGCAAUUGAAAACAUUGGGCCUCUUAUGAGUUUGAAUGAGUCAUCGGUCAUCUAUUUUAUGACCAGAAUAACAGUAGAAGUAGACUGGCCUGACCCUGCCAUUGUUUUGGUAAGCUGGUCCUCUUUGUGAAGAUCUGCAUAUGAUUGACAACUGUUCAAUAGCCUCGAAGUUCGGUUUGAUUACAGUUUUACACUUGUGUUGAAUUGUUGAUAUUUGGAAAUUUGUGAAUUUCUGAUCUGUUUACUAAUGUAAAGAAAAUGGAAGAGAAUAUUUGAAUGCUGAAUAACAUGUUACUUGUAUAUCAUUGCCACUUACUCCCUUAUAUGUUGGUGCCAGGCCAGUGUUGUUUUCUU